CUCUUUUGAUCCCAACUAUUUAUAAAAAACUUCUGAUCAAUUUCGUCCAUUACGAUAUAUGAAUAAAUAGUGUUUCUCUUGUACAUUUAUAUUAUAGAGAAAAGUUAUGCAUUUUCGACCAUUCAGAUAAAAGUUCCCGUCUUUCAAACAAAUUCAUAUUUGUGCAUUAUGGCACGCCAAUUGGUUGUCCUUGCCCUUGUUUUCAUCGCCAUUGUCGGCCUCGCCAACGCAGCCGAGACGCCAAAAGCAGCACCACCACCAAAGGGUGCUGGUGGCAAGGCCGCAACACCAUCACCAGCCGCAAGCCCCGACUCAGGUAAAGCUCCAUCUUCAGCCGAUAGUUCCUCCCCUAACGCUGCACCGUCCCCUGGUUCCUCAAGUGGUGAUGGGUCAUCGCCUAGCCCAUCUGCUGAUGAUUCAGCUGCUAGCCCGCCUGACCCAGAUUCCUCUGAAGCUCCCGAAUCAGCUGAGUCACCAGAUUCUGACUCUGAGGCACCUGCGUCUGAAGAAGCAGACGCCGCUGAAGCACCAGAAUCUGAUGCGGCUGCAAUCUUAAAGGAGACCCUCGCAGCUGGUGCUGCUGCUUUUGCAGGACGGAAGGCAGUAUGAACAUAUAAUUUCUCUUAUCCAGUAGAAUAAAGCAAAGAAGAGCAUGGACUGUAAUUUCAUAAACGUUAAUCAUGAAUGUUGAAAUCUCAUGGCUUCAUGGGCCCACCCCAUGAUUGACGGCCCAUUAAGUCCACUUUAUGUCAAACAUUAGAAAAUAGUCAAAUACAUUCUUUUUUCUCGUUUUUAA
This is a messenger RNA of Erigeron canadensis, 796 nucleotides long. Its product is annotated as classical arabinogalactan protein 11-like. The transcript has 2 exons. Bases 169 to 609 code for a protein of 146 amino acids. The record is from RefSeq and is a predicted model, not a curated record. NCBI's taxonomy places the organism in Eukaryota, Viridiplantae, Streptophyta, Magnoliopsida, Asterales, Asteraceae.